Messenger RNA from Silurus meridionalis, 8219 nucleotides. Its product is annotated as ADAMTS-like protein 1. Gene Ontology annotation, cellular component: extracellular matrix. Gene Ontology annotation, molecular function: metalloendopeptidase activity. Gene Ontology annotation, biological process: extracellular matrix organization. Lineage: Eukaryota; Metazoa; Chordata; Actinopteri; Siluriformes; Siluridae. The record is from RefSeq and is a predicted model, not a curated record. The coding region runs from base 1702 to 6195 and encodes 1497 amino acids. The transcript has 26 exons.
UCAUAUGCCUUCAAUCUAUUGUCAGUAGGAAAUGUCAGUAGGAAAACUCUAAAAAUGCAUCAACAUUAUUCACAUUAAAAUCCUUUUUAAAUCCAUACCACUGAAAUUGUACUGUACCUAAAAGACCAAUUACCAUUUUACCAUUCAAAAAAAUAAUAUAGUGUAAAAAGAAUGUAUGUAAUUUUGUACUUAUGUUUGCAUCAUUUGUUCAGUGAAUUCAUUUUUUCCUGCUUCAUUCCCAAUUUCUUUCUUAUAGAAAAUGCACAAAUACAAUGUAAUAUAUAUUGAGUCAUAGAAUUAUCACCACCUAGCAAAACCAGUGUUUUUAAAAUGUUUUAUGUCUGUAUGAGGAACAUGUAAGCACACAUCACAUCAGCGCCAAAGGCCAUCUUCUAAUAACAUGGAUUUGGUAGCCAUAUGAUGUUUUUUUUAACAACCCAUGUGUUGUACUUUACAUAUACUCCUGAGGACAUUUACCCUCUCAAGCUCGAAAGAGUACAUACAAGAGAGUUCAAGUACUUGUUUGAAUUCCUCACUUUGGCGUGCUAAUGGAGAUUAAGCUGAAUUGAAGCCUGUGUGUCAGCCAGCAAUUCAGGUAGUUCAUACCAGACAUGCCUAAUCUAUUGUGUUCCUCUAAGUGCAUCGUACACAGAAAAUCAUGAAAGGUCGAAAGGCAGAUGCCAUUUAAAACAUUGUCAUUAGAGUGGCUCUGUUCUCCUUAGAAGCCUUAGUAUAUAUACAUUUUUUUUUUUAAAUUGUUAUGCUAUGUACACUUCAGUCCUUUCCACUGCGUAGUGUUCCAGACAAUAGACAAAAAAACACUAUAAAAAUAAUGUUUCUUAGCACUAAGAACUGAAAUUAAAUAUAUAAUGGCAGCUGUAAGAAAAUUUUUGUUAGGAAAGAUUGUGUUUAAUCAUGUAGGAAUUAUCUUUAUGAUUUACAAUGCAUUUCUUUUGCAGACAUAUUUUAGUGAAUUUGCAGGCACUAACAUGUCACACUUGGUCACAAGGUGACUGUUAUCUGAUGUUCUGUCAACUCACAUCCAUUCAAGUGAUUAUAUUUUUCUAAUUUAGAUUGUUCUCCCUCUCUCUUCCUCUGUCUCAUUUUUUAUUUUUAUUUUUUCAUGGCUCUAGAUAAUAAUAUGCAUUUCGAUGUAGUUACUUUCCACAAGUAAUGGCAACAAAAAAAGUUAAAGAAAAGGCUGCUCUUCAUCAACAGCCCUGAGGAGUGAAGAAAGAUGAGCCAGUUGGCAGGUUGAAAUAUGCUCCUCUUGUAAGUUCAUGUCAAGAAUUAAAAGCAAAGGGAGCCCAAAAAAAAGAGAGAGAAUAGUUUUAAUGGAGAUGUCAGCGUGGUAGCAUCGUUGCACGGAACACCUCCUUACUACAGUAUGUGGCAUGUCCUGACCAGAGCACAGAGGGUCAAAGCUACUGCUGAGUGUGUUGCUUUAAGAGUUGGUGUAGGCAGGAGUGCCCCCUCACACACGGGGUUUUGGCAGUGCAAACAUAAAGUAAGUAACAACAUGGUCCUCGUGCAUUGCAAUUGGGAAGUAAAGAUGAAGCCUGGUGUCGUCAUAAGCUGCUUUUCCAAUACGGUGAGAGUCAAUAAAAGGCGCGAGACUUCACGCGCGUCCACAGUCCAUUAGACGCAGUGCGUUGAACCCGCGCAGAUUCAAGUGACAGAGCUGAAGCUGGCUGAACUAACAUGAACGCAUCGGCAGGAUGUCUCUUCAUGUGCUUUUUGUUGCUAUUUAAGGUAUGGGUGAAUGCUAGCGAUGGAGAAGCUAUUUUUAUCCGUGAGUUCACCCUGAGCCAUCCUGACCAACUCCCUGAUGAUUUCUUGAAUGAAGGUCCUGCAAACCAUAAGUCUGAGGAUUCUAACUCACGGACAGCAAGGUCAGAGGAGGACAGGGACACUCUAUGGGAUGCCUGGGGCACAUGGAGCGAAUGUUCACGUACCUGUGGUGGAGGAGCUUCCUAUUCUCUCAGACGCUGCCUGAGCUCCAAGGCCUGUGAGGGGCAGAAUAUCAAAUAUCGCACAUGCAGCAACGUGGACUGUCCAGCAGAUUCCGGAGAUUUCCGUGCUCAGCAGUGUUCAGCCCACGCUGAUGUGCGCUACCAGGGUCGCUACCACGAGUGGCUGCCAGUGGACAAUGACCCUGAAAAUCCAUGUGCCCUCAAAUGCAAGGCUAAAGACACAGACCUAGUCGUAGAGCUGGCACCAAAGGUGUUGGAUGGAACUCGGUGCUACACAGAAUCUUUGGAUAUGUGCAUCAGUGGAGCCUGUCAGAUUGUUGGCUGUGAUCACGAGUUAGGAAGCACUGCUAAAGAAGAUAAUUGUGGAGUUUGCAAUGGAGAUGGAUCCUCUUGCAGACUUGUGAGAGGGCACUACAAAUCCCAACACGCCAGUGGGAAGACUGAGGACACUGUGAUUGUUAUUCCUUAUGGAAGUCGUCAUGUGCGCUUGGUUCUGAAAGGCCCGGAUCACUUGUAUCUGGAGAGUAAGACCUUGCAGGGGAUAAAGGGGGAGCUUUCUCUGGAUGGAACCAAGCAAUACAUCUUACAGAACACAAUCAUUGACUUCCAGAAGCUCACUGACAAGGAGAUCCUUAGAAUCGUCGGGCCACUAGAGGCUGACUUUACCAUCAAAGUUCGUUAUGCCAGCGGUGUAGACAGUGUGGUGCAGUUUAUCUAUUACCAGCCGAUUAUUCAUCGGUGGAGAGAGACCGACUUCUUCCCCUGUUCUGUAACUUGUGGUGGUGGGUAUCAGCUGACUUCAGCAGAGUGCUUUGACCUGCGUAGUAAUCGUGUGGUGGUGGACCAGUAUUGCCAUUAUUACCCUGAGAAUGUCAAGCUCAAACCCAGACUGCAGGAGUGCAACAUGGACCCUUGUCCUGUUAGUGAUGGCUACAAGCAAAUAAUGCCCUAUGACCUCUACCACCCACUGCCUCGAUGGGAGAGCAGCCCAUGGACUGCCUGUUCUACAUCCUGCGGUGGGGGAGUUCAAAGUCGUUCCGUCUCAUGUGUGGAAGAAGACUUGCAGGGAAACAUCACUCCCACGGAUGAAUGGAAGUGUCUGUACGCAUCCAAGGCAUCCAUUGUGCAAUCGUGCAACACUUUUGACUGUCCCACAUGGAUUGCACAGGAAUGGUCACCGUGCACAGUAACUUGUGGACAGGGCCUGCGUUAUAGAGUGGUUCUGUGCAUUGAUCACAGAGGGCUGCAUGCUGGCGGUUGCAAUCCUAUCACCAAGCCACACAUAAAGGAAGACUGUCUGGUUCCUGUUCCCUGCUACAAGCCUGCAGAGAAGCUGCCUGUUGAAGCGAAGCCACCUUGGUUCAAGCAAGCUAUAGAACUUGAAGAUAUGCCCAUAUUGGAGGAACCGACGUUCAUCCGAGGCACUUGGGGGCCCUGCAGUAGAUCAUGUGGUGCUGGCAUACAGAGGCGGACAGUGAAGUGUCAGGUGUUGCUCUCCUUCUCCCAGACAGUUGCUGAUCUUCCAGAUGAUGAGUGUGAAGGACAGAAGCCCCCAGAAAUGCAACCCUGUUACCGCACACCCUGCUCUGGAGUGAGAACUGAGCAGGAGAGUGAGAGAAUUAGAAACACAGCUACAGAGCAAGAGGAGCUACAUGACUGGGAGUAUGAUGGGUUUACUGAAUGCUCCGAGAUGUGUGGUGGAGGGAUUAAAGAGGCAGUGGUGAUAUGUUUGAACAAGCAGACGAGAGAAGCCUCAGAUGAAAGUGAGUGUGUCAGCACACAGCGACCUCUUCAACUUGUGCAGGCCUGCAAUACUGAACCUUGUCCUCCGAGGUGGGAACUGGAGUCUUGGAGCUCCUGUUCAGCAACAUGCGGUGUUGGCCUCCAGACACGGGCUGUCACCUGCACGCUGAAAGUAAACGCACACACAAACCACACCGAGAGGGUCAAGGACGAGAAGUGUCGGCAGCCCAAGCCCUCGUCUGUGCAGGCCUGUAAUCGUUUUGAUUGCCCUCCCAUGUGGGAUCCACAGCAGUGGAGUCAGUGUUCUCAAACAUGUGGAGGUGGCCAUCAGAAGAGGGAUGUUAUUUGUAAGCAGCGAAUGGCAGAUGGAAGUGUCAUGGAGGUACCCGAAACCUUCUGUCCCUCUUCAAGCUUGCCCACAAUGCAGCCUUGUGGCCAAACAGACUGCCCAGCUCAGUGGGUCUCUUCAAAUUGGACGCAGUGUUCAACAACCUGUGGUGAAGGGACCCAGAGGUUGCUAGUCCUAUGCAGGAGAUUAAGGCUGAAUGGACAGUACCAAACUCUGAUUCCAGAGGACUGCGCUUCUGUUCUGAAGCCCUCAACAGCUCGAUCGUGUUCCUCUGGACCCUGUGAGAAGAUUUUCACUCCAGUAGCUACAAAACCAGAUCCUGCUAUUUUGACCCAGAGGAGGGUCUAUAUUCAGUGGAGGAAAGGCCCAAAACUACAUUUUGUAGUCGGUGGAUAUGCUUACUUGCUUCCAUGGACAUCGGUUGUGCUGAGUUGCCCGACUAAAAAUUUUCGUAAAGGCCAUGUUCGUUGGUUAAAGGAUGGAAAACCACUUCUACUACUGCCACAUGUUUCCAUAUCUAAUUUGGGUUACGUCAAGAUCCAGCAGAUCCGAGCCUCAGAUGCAGGAAUGUAUACUUGUGUUGCUGGCCAGGCACAGGCAAAUUUUGUCCUAAAACUUCUUGGAACGAAGUUGACGAAGGUGUCAGUUUCAGAAACUGGCGCCUGGUCAACAGACUCAGCAAAAACAUACCAAAUGUCGCCUAAAGAGAAAGAGGUUCUCACUUUUAAUCGCUAUGACAUCGUUGUGCAGCACUUGUUAAAUUCAAAAGGUUUGUCCCUUGAGACAUACGUCUCUAAAGAACUGCUGGAUGAAGAUGCAGCUUUUGAUUCUCUGAGCCCUCAGGUGCUGGUGGCAGACAUGGAAAAACUUGAUGAGAUAAUCCGUAACUUAUCUGGUCGCCUCCAUGGCACACAAAAACAAGAACUUAUUACUAAGCUUUUAGAGGAGCUAACCAGGAAAACUGGCGAGAACAAUGAUUCCACCUUGGAAGCCCAGGAGAAGCAAGAAUUCACAACUCCAGAGUAUAUUUCUCAAGGAAAUGAUUUAAGACUUACUUCUCAGUCCACCAGACAAUGGAAGGAACCUCUCAGGAGACCAGUAAUUGUGCAGAAAUUUUCAAGAAUCUACAAGUCCUCCCAUGAAAUUGUGACAAAUGCUGGUAGUUUUGUUGUGGUCCCACGUCAGGCCAUGAGAGUGGAGCUCAAAUGUGGAGCGCAUGGCAACCCAAAGCCAGUAAUUAUUUGGAUGAAAGAGGGGAUGGAAUUAAAAAAUGGCAGCAGAGUAGGCCUGAUGACAGACAGCUCCCUGUACAUCGAAGCUCCCAAGGAGAAUGACUUUGGAUUUUACACAUGCCGAGCCACAAAUCAUCUGGGGUCUACCUCAUUAUUGUUUCAACUGCAAAGAACAGGAAGUGGAUGUAGAGUUGGUACAAGUAAAAGUAACAGCACAUGCUUUGGCCAUUUUCAGUCAUCUGAAGGUUGCAGUGGACAACACUGCCCCCACAGAUGGCAUGUGUCCUCAUGGUCUACUUGCUCUGUAAGCUGUGGUGGGGGUUUACAGAGACGCAAUGUGACUUGUCCUAGGGCUGCAACAGGAGGACGUUCUUGUACGGGUGCUGGUAGAAAGCCAACAGAAACCAAGGCUUGUAACACGCAACCCUGUGUUGCCUGGACAGCAGCCCCGUGGGGCCUUUGCCAUGGGCAGUGUGUAGGACCACAGAAGGCACUACAGCAUAGACAUGUGUUCUGCCAGGACAAGAACAGAACAAGAGUCGCCAAUCGAAUGUGCAGCAGGCUACCAAGACCCCCCUCACAUCGAAACUGCACCACUGACGCUUGUGCCCAGCAUUGGCGUGUUGGGCCAUGGACCCAGUGCACUGCCACCUGCGGUCGCCAUGGCUUUCAGUCAAGGCACGUCGCAUGCGUGCACCGCCGUAGUGGAAAGUCAGUUCAGGAAUUUCACUGCGCUUGGAGGCCACGCCCUGCAAGCUGGCAGCGCUGCAACAUUCUGUCUUGUGGGAGAGGUGAUUGCCAAGACAGCACUAGGUACUGUGAGAAGGUCCGACAGCUGGAACUUUGCCCCUUACCCCAGUUUAAAGCACGGUGCUGCCGGUCCUGCAGAGACCCCUAAGACUCUACCAGGACAAAAGAACAGAAACAGGACUAAUACAUAGACUUGGGAACGCCUGCAAACCCUCCACACAACCCAGCACAUAAUCCAAAACCAAAGACCAUGGUGUGUGAUGGGUCACCUGGUAAUCUUGUAAUCAGCCCAAUGACAAGUGUGGGAGGGUGAGACUGGAUUCAAUUGUAAACUAAUGGACAUUUUUAUUUAACUUCAAUGAAGGCAUUGAUUAAAUUGUUGUUUUUUUUGUUUGUUUGUUUUUUGGUUUAUUUGGUUUUGCAUUUACUGCCUGUCUAAUGGUCCAGAAAGAUGUAAGACAUUUCGAGAUUCACUGGAAUGCACAUUGUAGACUCCAUAUAUAUAUCAAAUCAAAGUAGCCUUUAGUUAUGAAUGAAUGUCCACAAGGGUUUGCUGGGGCCUUCGAUUUAAACCAUGUCAGUCAGUGUAACCUCAAUUUGCUUACUAUAAAAAAAAAAACACUUUCUAAAUCAUUGCAAUCUGACACAGAAAAGAAUGGUAGACAAAGAAAGACAAAUUCUGAAUUUAAUUAUAGCUUCUUGAAUAUUGAACCUUUGAACAGGAAAAUGCUUGAGUUGUAACUGAUGAAAAAAGCUGCACUAAUGUUAUUUCGGAAACUAUUCUGUUGCUGUCUUUGUAAUAAGCAAUUUAGUCUAUUGCCCAGUAUUAUGAAUGUGACUUCACUUAAAAAAAAAUGGGACUUCAGUGUGUGGAAACCCUGAUAGCUUUGCACUCAUAAUUUCCAAGUCUAUUUUUAAUGUGGCUGGAUUUUAUUUGAUUAUUGUUAUUGUUGUUGUUUGGUUUUGCUUGUGUUAUUCUUUAAUUCUUAAACAUGUCCAUGUUUUUUUGUCCACUUACCAAAGUCCACUUAACCACUUACCGAUAUUGUGUAGUUGUGCCUAAUAUUUAUCAUCCCUAAAUAAGUGUUAUUUACAUAAGGUAUUCAUUUAAUAGAAAUAAAAAUAAAUUCCCCUUUUCAGUCAGGCAUUGAGAAAAGAAUGCACAAAACCAAAAAGAAAGUGAAUCUUUCAUUUGUUGUAGUUCUUAUAAUUGUUUUCAGCAUAACCCCUGAAAAAUUUAUGAUCCAAAAUCACUGCUGAAAAUACUUCUUUUAGUGUAAAAGAUGAUUUUCUUUACCCUUUUUUACAUUGCGAGGUGUAUUCACAGAGCUAUUUAUUUCGUUUGAUUUGUAUAAGUGGAAUUUUUCUACAACCUGAAAAUAAUUUGUGAUGAAACUGUCCAAGCCUAGAUUUUUCUUUUGCCAUUGCUCAUCACUAGUACAGUGGUCCCCCGGUUAUCGAAUGGCUCGGCUAUCGAACAUUCCGGUUAGCGAACGGUUUUCCGAACGAAAUUUCGGUCCAGUAAACGAACAAAGUUCCAGUUAUCGAACGCCACCCACGCUGCCCAGCCCAGCGCGAGGGGAAGAAACUGCUUCCGCUUCAACCAUCGCUGAGUAAGCAUCUAUCGCAACUUCUGUUUGUGAACAAUAUUAGUGAUAUUUAGCGGUAAGUACAGUAAUCAUUCUGUUUCUUACUGUUGUAAAGUUGUUAAUUUAUACUUUUACCGAACCAACACUAAAUCGGGAUAGAUCGGGAUAAUCCGGUAAAAGGGCAUUCCCUGAAGCACCAUGACAGCCACCGUAGGGGGCGUGGCAGGGGGAUUCCUGACUAUUAAUGCGGCUAAAAACAGGAAAAAAUGGUUAAUUAUUGGGUAUUGGUGGAGUUCGGGAACGGAUUAAUUGGUUUUCCAUUAUUUCUUAUGGGAUAAUUAAGUCCAGUUUUCGAACAUAUCGGAUUUCGAAUGGUUUUAAGGGACGAAUUAAAUUCGAUAACCGGGGGACCACUGUAAUAGGUCUUUUUUAAAGCAUUAAAAGUGUGUACGAUUUGUAUGACAAAGAAAUGAAUAGUAUGUUUGGCACAGGCAUGUAGGUACAACGUACAGUAUAUGCCAAAGAUACGGGCUUCAUCAUCAUUUACUUUUUCCAAUAAACAGCAUUUCUUCAACACCCAAAA